AUGACAGUCACUUCCCUUUUGUUCGCAGCGUCGUUGCUCACGCAUCGGGCUGCCGCAAAGCUUGUUCGUUCCCCAACACCUCCCAUGGGAUGGAACUCGUACAAUACCUGGAAUUGCCUCCCCGAUGAAGAGAAGAUCCACGAGAGUGCUCGAGGACUUGUAGAUCUUGGGUUUCAAAGUGUUGGCUAUAACUUUGUGACGGUUGACUGCGGCUGGAAUUCAAAAGACCGAGAUUCCAACGGUAGAUUGCAAUGGAACACGACGCUCUUCCCAUCUGGUGGCAAGGCUCUUGGUGACUUUCUCCAUGAUCUUGGACUAGAUUUCGGUCUCUACUCUGGAGCUGGCUACUUGCAGUGCGGAUCUGAAGCACUGCCUGCAAGUCUGGGCUUCGAACAAUUGGAUGCAGAAAGCUUUGCAGAAUGGGGUGGAGACAGCCUGAAGUACGACAAUUGCUAUUCUACAUCAAACACGACCAUGGUUGAUUCAAGCUCUGCCGAGGCCCAAUCGCCCGCUCGUUUCCAACACAUGGCAGCUGAGCUGGAUGCUAUCAACCGGGAUAUUCAAUACUACGUUUGCCAAUGGGGAAUUGGGACUAACGUUGGUGAAUGGGCUGCCGAUAUUGGAACUACUUGGAGAAUGAGCAACGACAUCUACAACGCCUGGCGUAGCAUCUGGCGAAUUACGAACCAGAUCGUGCCAUACUUUAGACAUACCACUACCGGUGCCUUUGCCGACAUGGAUAUGUUGAUCGUUGGCCUGAGGGCACUUUCCGAAGAAGAAGAGCGCUUUCACUUCGGCAUGUGGGCGAUCAACAAGUCGCCUCUGAUCAUGGGCGCAGCUCUUGAUCCGAAGCGCCUCAGCCAAUCCUCAAUAGACAUCAUGACGAACAAAGAGGUUAUUGCCAUUGAUCAGGAUCCGCUUGCUAAGCCAGCAAAAUUGAUCCAGCGUAACACCGAAAGUGAAUGGGAUAUCUGGUUGGGUGAGCUUUCAGGCUCAAGGCAAGUUCUGGGGGUUGCAAAUUGGAGAAAUGACUCUCAGACAGUCGAAGUAAAUCUGGCCUCACUUGGUAUUGCAUCAGCCAUUGCGCGCGACGUCUGGGCUGCGAAGGACCUGGGUGUUGUUUCUGGCUCCCAAACUCUCGAUCUUGCUGGUCACGAAUUACGCCUAUGGGUGCUAUCCGAUGUGGAGGCAGCUGCUCCGCUACGUUCUGGCGCAUACCAUUCAGCUGCCGACGCAUCUUUCUCUGGGCCUGCACAAGUAGUAUCAUGUGCAGAGGGCGCCUGCUUGCCAACAGGAUCAAAGGUCGGAUACAUCGAUCGCAGCGCUGGGGUGACCUUUUCCAAUGUCAGUGUUGCUUCCGCCGGCAAGAAACUCCUGAGUGUCGACUUCGUUAACUACGACUACGCGUUCACUACAGCAUGGGAUUGGGGUGACAACGCGCGAAAUAUGACAGUAGCUGUGAACGGUAAGAAGGCGAAGAGGUGGGCCUUCCCACUCUCCGGUGGAAACUGGGAAGAGAGUCUUGGUCUUAACAUUGAAGUUGACGGGUUCACUGAGGGUGGUGCAAACACAGUAGAGUUCAGAGGCUACGGAGACAGUUUGAACCGGGAUUUUUGUUGCCGUACCCUGCACAACGGAAACUGGUGGUGCCACUGCGGGUCAAAAGCCACCGACAAUCCGUCAUCUGUCAUCAACACCAAACUAGUACCGCAUACAUCGACGCCGCUCACAACAGGCUGGUCGGUAAAGCAAGGCGAUCGCUCCUCCACUAGCCCCUUUCUACCCGCGCACGAUGCUCCAACAGAGAUAUAUCGUGACCUUGUCAAGAACGGAAAAAUCAAGGAUCCAUUCAUUGACCUCAACGAGCUUUCAGUACGCUGGGUCGGAGACGAGACAUGGACAUAUUCUACCACAUUCGACGCACCUCAACAUUAUGGCAAAGCUGGUGUGACUUCCAAACUUCAAUUCGAAGGACUGGAUACAUUUGCCUCCGUCUAUCUGAAUGGCGUCUUGAUCCUCGAGUCAGAUAAUAUGUUUGAGAUGCAUUGGAUCGACACUACAGGGAAACUGAAAGACCGAGACAAUGCACUGGAAAUCAUCUUUCAUUCAGCGCGAAAGAGGGGUCUGGAACUUGUCAAGGAACAUAAAGAGCAUCGUUACAUUGUACACCAAACUGAGAUCUCGCGUGGCCCGGUUCGUAAAGCGCAGUAUCAUUGGGGAUGGGAUUGGGGCCCCAUACUGAUGACAUGUGGGAUUUGGAGACCGAUAUCGCUGCAGACGUGGACGAGUGAAUUGUCAAAUCUGGACAUCCACUACGAUCUAUCGCAUGAAUUGGAUUCUGCUACGAUCAAAGUAACCGUUGAUUGGGAAGGUCCCGUUGAUUCGUUGACUUUCACUGUUACGAAGAAAGGGAGCAGUGUUAUCGAAUGGAGCGGUACCAUAAGUCUUCGGUCUAGAGAUCGCUGUGAAACUGCGAGUGCAUCUGGUAUCAUGAAAAACAUCGAGCUCUGGUGGCCGCGAGGCUACGGUAACCAGAAUAUGUACACCAUCCAAGCGGAAGCUUACGCGCAGUCUGAUACGUCCGAAUCUCAGAGGCUUCACUCCACCUCGAAAGACUUUGGCUUUCGUCGCGCUGAGCUCAUCCAAGAGCCAGAUCAAGAUGGCCAAUCCUUCUACUUCCGCAUCAAUAACGUUGACGUAUUCUGUGGCGGUUCCUGCUGGAUACCCGCAGACUCCUUUUUGACGCGUGUCACGCCUUCCGAUUAUCACGCGUGGGUAAAGCUCGCGGCCGAUGGAAACCAAACAAUGAUUCGCAUAUGGGGCGGUGGCAUCUAUGAAGCCCAUGCACUGUACAAUGCAGCUGACGAGCUGGGUGUGCUGGUAUGGCAAGACUUCAUGUUUGCCUGUGCAAACUACCCAGCGCACACAGAAUAUUUGGAGAGUGUAGAAACUGAAGCCAGACAAAACGUUCAACAAGUACGAAGGCAUCCAAGCAUCAUCUGCUGGACAGGAAAUAACGAAGACUACCAAAUCGUAGAGCGCUACGGACUCGAGUACGAUCCCGACAACAGAGACCCCGAGUCCUGGCUCAGAACAAACUUCCCAGCACGCUAUAUCUACGAGUAUCUCCUCCCAAAAAUAGUAUCCCAAGAAUCCCCAAGCACACCCUACCACCCCAGUUCCCCCUUCGGCAAUGGCCGCUCCACCGUCCUAAAGGUUGAUCCCACGAUCGGCGACAUCCACCAAUGGAACGUCUGGCACGGCACAAUGGAACCAUACCAACGCCUCCCCGAGCUAGGCGGCCGUUUCGUCUCCGAAUUCGGCAUGGAAGCCUAUCCGCAUAUAUCUACAAUCGAGAAAUGGGUUACGCGGCCAGAAGACCGCUACCCGGGCUCCAUAGCCAUGGACUUCCGCAACAAGGCGAUUGGACACGAGCGACGCUUGAUAAGCUAUGUGGCCGAGAACUUUCGCGUCAGAUAUGAUCUGAAGGGAUUCGCGCAUCUAACGCAGGUCAUGCAGGCGGAUGCUAUGUCGUGGGCGUACAAGUCCUGGCGUCGUGAUUGGGGAUCGUGCGGUAGUCGCAAGUGUGGAGGUGUGCUGGUUUGGCAGCUUAACGAUUGCUGGCCGACCAUGUCGUGGGCUGUGAUCGACUACGAGCGUGUGCCUAAACCGGCAUAUUAUGCUAUCAAGCGCGCUAUGCAGCCUCUUGCUAUUGGUGUGCAGCGCAAAGUCAAGAGUUGGACUAUGCGGCCUGCUGAUGAGGUAUGGCAGCGAGAUACGGGACAUGUUGAUAUGAGCAAGUUGUGGCGGGAUGUCGAGUAUGAUGUCUGGGUUGCUAAUGGGACGGUGAAAGAGGCGGAGGGGAGUGUGAGAAUUAGGUAUGUAUCGAUCAAGACGGGGGCGAAGAUAGGACAGGAAUUGAAGCGAGAUGUUCGCAUCGCUGCCAACGGGACUACCGAAAUUAUCAAUAUCCAUAUGGUGCAUGUGGACAUUUCGAAGCACCCGGAUGAUUUCGAUUUCACGGCAACUGACCCUUUCGUUAUUGAGGCGACGCUACACAUAGACGGCCAAUAUGUUGCAACGGACGUUUCUUGGCCGGAGCCGAUCAAAUAUCUCUCCUUUGAAGAUCGAGGGAUCAAGGUAGAGUAUAAUGAGGAUUUGAGUGUGGCUUUUGUAUCGGCUUCAAAGCCAGUAAAGGGCUUUGUGUUUAGCGAGAGAAAAGGCGUACGAUUAAGCGACAAUGGCUUUGAUGUCAUCCCGGGAGAGACACACGAAGUGCAAGUAGACGGCAUCGCGGCUAAUGAGCUGGAAUGGAGUUAUGUUGAGAUAUGA
Molecule: messenger RNA, 4332 nt
Organism: Bipolaris oryzae ATCC 44560
Lineage: Eukaryota; Fungi; Ascomycota; Dothideomycetes; Pleosporales; Pleosporaceae
Product: carbohydrate-binding module family 35 protein
Exons: 6
Coding region: 1-4332 (1443 amino acids)
Biological process (GO): glycoprotein catabolic process; carbohydrate metabolic process
Molecular function (GO): beta-mannosidase activity
Source: RefSeq, a predicted model, not a curated record